ACUGGAAACACUCUCUUAGUUAGAUUCACCCAACACAGACACAACAUCACAAAACACAAAAACACAGACACUUACCUGGUACAACAUUUCAUUUCCCACGGAUGGGAUUCAGUCAAGCAACAGCCGUGCAGACGAAUCCCAGAUGGUCAACCUUUGAGAGAAGGAGACAUGAGAGAAAUUGGAUUUCCAAAUUAGACACCCUCCAUCCUAGAGGCCUGAAUGAGAAAAAAACACCAUUAUUCUAAUUAGAGACACUUAACCGCUCUUCCCCAUUUCGGCCAGCAGAGGGAGUUGCUAAACAGUCCCUCUCCAUCACCAUAUUUUUUCACCCCCUGUAAAUUCUUUUUCCAGAAUCUAUUUUCAUAUGGCCCUGCCCCAAAGAUUUUUAAUCCUAAUCCUAACCAAAUUGAACCUGAGAGCCCUAAACCUAAUUAGAUUGUGAUUGAAUAAAAUAAUUGAUUUCAUAUUACCCAGAGGGGAGAGCGAGAUCUGCGUGGGGACAGAAAUGGUCCGUGCACAAGGGCUCCGGGCGUACAGCUUGGAGCCCUCACCCCAACCCUAACACCUAACCCUAACCCUAACCCUAACCCUAACCCUAACCCUAACCCUAACCCCCUCCAUUUUGAUGAGAAGACGCAUGCAUGGAGCUGAUCCUCGUCAGUAUGUUCGCUUCUCAUGUUUUUUGUUAAGCCAGCCUGAAGAAGACUAAACUUGUUCGAAACGUUGCAACCUUGGCUUGUAUUAUUUUUUUAUUAAACCGAAGUUGAUCGGUAAAUCUUGUUUCCUAGUUUAUUAUUAGCAUAGCCUCCCAGUAUUAGCAUAGCUUCUUAGCCACGUGUGACGGAGGUACCUUCUGCAACGGGCCGAAUCACACCAGGACCACAGUAAGCCAUGCCACCGCGCCCACACGACGACGGAUGGAUACUGGUGCAGUCCAGAGGAGGCAGACGGAGGGAACGGGCCUAUGAACGCGACAGGCCACAGAACAGACGUGCAGCUGCGGAUUUUUCCAGCUACCCACGCCGAGACGGACGCCGAUCAUAUGCGGACGUCACUAGAGAGGGAGCCCAUUUUCUGGAGCCGACCUUCUACGGCAGACAGCAGACAGCUGACCAGACAGCAGAAGAGGACCCACAUGCUGUGAUUGAGCUGGCUCCAUCAUCACCUCCAGUGAACCAGCCUCCCUCCACGAGACCACGGAGCCCAGCUGCAGCACGACCACCCCCUUCACCACAAAGCAGCAGUCAUCAGAUCACAACGAUCGCCCAAAUCCACGCAGCGCCUCCCCCUGCACCAAUCUCCCGGGUUUCAGUGGAGACCAUGACAGAACCACAACAGGAGGACUGGUCACCUCUGUUUGACCUUGAGGAGGCAAGUGAAACAGAACUUUCUCCUCCCACAUCUCCAUCUCGUUUUUCUCCUGUAAUCCCUCUUCCACCACGCAUAAAUCGCUCUCAAAUAAGCUCUACAGCAGAAAGUGUCGUACGAGUUCUCGACAUGCAGAAGGCUGGCUCUGAAGCCGAAGAGGAAAUCACUCUGGAGCCAGAACCAGCAGAUGAGCAGAUCACAGCGCUGAGCCAGAGAAAAGGAAGCCAACGCCCCCUCACAGAGAAGGGAGUCCUCCUCCUCCUCCCAUCCAAACCAGCACCAUGGAGAGCAGAGGGUACCACACACUCACCCCUGCCACUCUCUCCAAGCUGAGAUCCAGCGUGCAGUCCAGACUAGCCGUUGAGCGAGCAGAGCAGACGACAACUUCUGCAGCAGAAAUGCAGGUGUGUGCUCCAACACGACACGACAACACACCCCGCAAAUUUACAGAGUGGCACCUGCACAUACAUCAGAAGAAGGUCAUCAUAGGAGACUCAAACAUCAGCCGCCUCCCACCUUUCAAAGGUGGAAAUGUACAAUUGGACAGUUUUCCUGGCGCCAGAUGGCAUCAUGCAGAAUUUCUCCUGAAGACGGCCACC
Molecule: messenger RNA, 1967 nt
Organism: Oryzias latipes (Japanese medaka)
Lineage: Eukaryota; Metazoa; Chordata; Actinopteri; Beloniformes; Adrianichthyidae
Source: RefSeq, a predicted model, not a curated record